This is a messenger RNA of Hyaena hyaena (striped hyena), 3006 nucleotides long. RefSeq names its product SH2 domain containing 3C (gene SH2D3C). Lineage: Eukaryota; Metazoa; Chordata; Mammalia; Carnivora; Hyaenidae. The record is from RefSeq and is a predicted model, not a curated record. Gene Ontology annotation, biological process: small GTPase-mediated signal transduction; positive regulation of peptidyl-serine phosphorylation. Gene Ontology annotation, molecular function: guanyl-nucleotide exchange factor activity; phosphotyrosine residue binding. The transcript is spliced from 12 exons. The coding region runs from base 1 to 2577 and encodes 858 amino acids.
AUGACGGAGGGGCCCAAGAAAGCCAGCAGAAAGUUCAAGUUCUUCAAGUUCAAGGGCCUUGGGAGUCUCUCCAACCUCCCUCGGUCCUUCACUCUGAAACGGUCCUCAACCUCUAUCAGCAUCCAGUCCCGCCUGGAGUGUGACACCUUUGAGGCUACGCAGGAUGACAUGGUGACUGUCCCCAAAAGCCCCCCAGCCUAUGCCCGCUCCAGUGACAUGUACAGCCACAUGGGCACCAUGCCUCGCCCCAGCACCAAGAAAGCUCGGGAUCAACAGGCUACCCAGAAGGCCAAGGAGGUGGGCCCUGAACCCCACUUGGGGUCCCAAGAUCUGCUCAACCCUCCAGGCUUGGAGGCAGCCAAGGAGGUGGUGGUGGGGACCAGUGCCCCCCUGGAGGACACCCCAGCAGUGGCACCCAACCCUUCAGCAAUGGGUCCCACGAGAGAGCCUCAGGAUCCCAGGGCAGACAGAAAAGAAGAAAGUGCUCCGAGGAAUGUGCCUCUGGAAAGGGCCGCUGGAGAACCAGAGGCUGGUGGGGACUACGUGAAGUUCUCCAAGGAGAAGUACAUCCUGGACUCCUCACCUGAGAAACUGCACAAGGAGUUGGAAGAGGAACUCAAACUCAGCAGCACAGAUCUCCGCAGCCAUGCCUGGUACCAUGGCCGCAUCCCCCGUGAGGUCUCGGAGACCCUGGUGCAGCGCAAUGGCGACUUCCUCAUCCGGGACUCACUCACCAGCCUGGGUGACUAUGUGCUCACCUGCCGCUGGCGGAACCAGGCCUUACACUUCAAGAUCAACAAGGUCGUGGUGAAGGCGGGUGAGAGCUACACCCACAUCCAGUACCUGUUUGAGCAGGAGAGCUUCGACCACGUGCCGGCGCUCGUGCGGUACCACGUGGGCAGUCGCAAGGCUGUGUCGGAGCAGAGCGGGGCCAUCAUCUACUGCCCCGUCAAUCGCACCUUCCCGCUGCGCUACCUGGAGGCCUGCUAUGGCUUGGGCCAGGGCAGCGGCAAGGCUGCCAGCCCCGCCAGCCCCUCGGGCCCCAAGGGCAGCCACAUGAAGCGGCGCAGUGUCACCAUGACUGAUGGGCUCACCGCCGACAAGGUCACCCGCGGCGACGGCUGCCCCACCAGCACCUCCCUGCCCCACCCCCGGGAAUCCAUCCGCAACUGUGCCCUCAGCAUGGACCAGAUCCCAGACCUGCACUCGCCCAUGUCCCCCAUCUCCGAGAGUCCCAGCUCCCCCGCCUACAGUACUGUGACCCGUGUCCACGCCGCCCCUGUAGCUCCCUCUGCCACAGUACUGCCUGCCUCUCCUGUCACCCGCCGCUCCAGUGAACCCCAGCUGUGUCCUGGAAGUGCCCCAAAGCCCCCCAGGGAAUCGGACAAGGGCCCUUAUGCCAGUCCCUCCCACACACUCUGCAAGGCCUCCCCAUCACCAUCGCUUAGCAGCUACAGUGACCCGGACUCUGGCCAUUACUGCCAGCUCCAGCCUCCUGUCUGUGGCAGCCGAGAGUGGGCAGCGGCCGAGGCCUCCAGCCGGCAGGCCAGGAGCUACGGGGAAAAGCUAAAGGAACUGUCAGAAAAUGGGGCCCCCGAGGGGGACUGGGGCAGGACCUUCACGGUCCCCAUUGUGGAAGCCACCUCUUCCUUCAACCCAGCCACCUUCCAGUCACUACUGAUCCCCAAGGAUAACAGGCCACUGGAGGUGGGCCUCCUGCGCAAGGUCAAGGAGCUGCUAGCAGAGGUGGAUGCCCGGACGCUGGCCCGACAUGUCACCAAAGUUGACUGCCUGGUUGCUAGGAUACUGGGAGUUACCAAGGAGAUGCAGACCCUAAUGGGAGUCCGCUGGGGCAUGGAGCUGCUCACCCUCCCCCAUGGCCGGCAGCUACGACUAGACCUGCUGGAAAGGUUCCACACCAUGUCCAUCAUGCUGGCCGUGGACAUCCUGGGCUGCACGGGCUCCGCCGAGGAGCGAGCAGCGCUUCUGCACAAGACCAUCCAGCUGGCGGCCGAGCUUCGGGGGACCAUGGGCAACAUGUUCAGCUUCGCUGCGGUCAUGGGCGCCCUAGAUAUGGCUCAGAUUGCCCGGCUGGAGCAGACAUGGGUGACCCUUCGGCAGCGACACACAGAAGGUGCUAUCCUCUAUGAGAAGAAGCUCAAGCCAUUUCUCAAGAGCCUCAACGAGGGCAAAGAGGGCCCGCCGCUGAGCAACACCACAUUCCCCCAUGUGCUGCCGCUCAUCACUCUGCUGGAAUGUGACUCCGCCCCGGCCGAGGGCCCUGAGCCCUGGGGCAGCACGGAGCACGGCGUGGAGGUGGUCCUGGCCCACCUGGAGGCUGCCCGCACCGUGGCACACCACGGAGGCCUGUAUCACACCAACGCUGAGGUCAAGCUGCAGGGGUUCCAGGCCCGGCCAGAGCUGCUCGAGGUGUUCAGCACCGAGUUCCAGAUGCGCCUUCUCUGGGGCAGCCAGGGCGCCAGCAGCAACCAGGCCCGGCGCUAUGAGAAGUUUGACAAGGUCCUCACUGCCCUGUCCCACAAACUGGAACCUGCUGUCCGCUCCAGCGAGCUGUGACCCCCACGGACCCCUCCCCUCUGCAGCUGCGGGCAGCAACAGGGACAGAGGGGGCACAGACCUUUCCUCAGAGCACCCCAGAGACACUGUGAUCAGCCCAAGAAUGUUCUGGGCCCAAACCAGGAUCUCCGUUGCACUUCCAGGGUCCUGCAUGGACCCUGGACUCCGUCCCACCUGCUACGUGCCCACCAAGUCUCCCUUCAGGAAGAACUGGAACCUUCUCCCUCCCUCCGGCUUCUGCUUCUCCCCCUUCCUGCCGAGGUGCCCUGUGCUUGAGCCAUGGGAGACUCCUCACGCCUCUUCACUCUUCUCCGGGCACCCACCAGACACCAUGACCUCCACCUGGUUGUAAAUAUGUCUGUCUGUUCUGUAAAUAGAUGUACAGCAGCCAUGUUCUUUCUUUCAUAUAAUAAACUUUUAUGGCUCUUU